GUCACUCAUCCUUUAAGGGGGAGGGGAGGCUGGGUGCGCGUGCGCACUUUUAAUACUCCUCCCUGAACUGCCAACUCUUCGCGCAAAUGAGGAGCGCCCUCCCUGUCCGGAUUUACGCGUGCGCACUAAGGAGCCUGGCCCGGAAGCCCGCACGCCUGCGUAGUGGAGACUACGGUGACGGUAUCCCUGGGCAGGGCGCAGGCAGUCAUGGCGGAGCCCUGGUCCGGGCAGUCCUUGCAAACUCUGCCGGCCACGGUGUUAGGCGCGCUGGGCGCUCUAGGCGGCGAGUUCUUGCGGGAAUGGGAGGCGCAGGACAUGCGGGUAACCCUCUUCAAGUUGCUGCUGCUGUGGUUGGUGCUAAGUCUCCUGGGCAUCCAGCUGGCGUGGGGGUUCUACGGUAACACGGUGACCGGGUUGUAUCACCGCCCAGGUCUGGGCAGUCAGAACGGAUCCACACCUGAUGGCUCCACGCAUUUCCCUUCGUGGGAAAUGGCAGCAAACGAACCUCUCAAAACCCACAGAGAAUAAGGGAAGGCAGAAGUGUCUCCAGGGCCAUCACUGGGUCUGCUGGCUUCUACACUGGGUUCUGCUGGCUUCUACACUGGGUUCUGCUGCUGCCCAGACCCCAAAGACGACUGCAGGGGGCUCAGGGUUGGAGACAAAGAGUAUCCCAGUGUUUGCAGGGCUAGGCCUCCACUGCUCUUGGCUUUGCCUCCUGAACAGCUCUCAGCACUGGGAAAGUGAAGAGUUUGCCUCUACCCUUAUCUGGGUGCCUUAAGGAAAGAAGUUGUGUUCCUCCUUGCUCAAGAGUCAGAGCUCAGGAGAAGCCUCUGGGUUGGGGAGGCCAACAGUCCCUUUUUUGUCUUGAUUCCUUUCUGUCCCUCUCCCCAUCCCCCUAGGAUGUGAUCCCAUAAAGAUCUGUCCCUCUAAGAGGAAGCCUGAAGUUUACCAGCUCUGGGAUUUGUAAGGGAAGUCUGUUUUCUUUUAAGCCCUGAGUUUUCCUGAAUUUCUUUGGUUUUGCUUUGUUGGCAAGGAGCCAGGAAAUCCUGGCCUGGGCCAGGCCUUAUACUCUAUGGUUACUUAGCUGACCAUUCAGGUAUAAGGCAGAGUGUCCCUGCUGGCACCAUCCAGCCACCUCCCUGGCCCAGCCAGACCUCUCCAGGUAUUAGCCAAGCAAAAUUGUCAUCUCCCAACUGUCCUAUUAAUAGUCCUCUCAGUCCUUCUUAGGGGUAAGCUUGUGCCUCAAAGAGGCAGAGCCCACCAGCUAAGCCCUUGGGGUAACCCCCACUGCUUAAGUACCCAGGGGGUCUUUGGUCUGUACCUUGCCUUCUCAUAGGGAAGUACUAAGCAGUUAGUGCAAAAUGGUUCCAUCAUGCCCUGCAGCCUCAUCAUUAAGAGCCUAUAGGCUCAGCUCCCCACCACUAGCACCAUCUGAGCCAACAGGAAAGCCACAGGCCAGACAAGCCUUAACACCUUUACAAUGAGCACGGGGAGCUUCCCAAGGUGUAGGUAACAAAUGCCCCUGCAGAAACACUUCCUGAAAACAUUCUGGCCCUGGACCCGCCUCCUUCCCUGAUGGCCAUACUUCUCCCACCCUCUGCUGGGCCACCAGCUACCUUAAUGUCCUACUGCCUGCUUCCUCUGUUGGAUGUCACAUUUCCAGCUGGCUGCCUUCACCUAGGCCAUCUUUGUGGCAGAGGUGCACUGGAGGUGGGGCAGCACUGAGCUCAUGUACAUGACCCCACUUCAGUGAUGUCUUCAGGCUGGCAGGAUGAUCUUCACAGUCCCAGAUCUACCCACUAACACCACCACACACAGAAUCAGGGGUACAUUUCACCCCAGUUUCAACUGAGGAUGUGGCUUAUUAAAUAUGGAAGUGCA
Molecule: messenger RNA, 1881 nt
Organism: Microcebus murinus (gray mouse lemur)
Lineage: Eukaryota; Metazoa; Chordata; Mammalia; Primates; Cheirogaleidae
Gene: TCTA
Product: T cell leukemia translocation altered
Biological process (GO): osteoclast fusion
Source: RefSeq, a predicted model, not a curated record